AAACAUAUAAUAUAUAAAAUAAUAUAUAUAUAUAUAUAUAUAUAAUGUUCAUCCCGCGCAAGACGCGGGUCUUAACCUAGUGUUCUUAUAAGUUGGUGUAUAAAUAAAAGUGAAAACUCUAGUUUUGCUGUAAGAAAAAUACACUAGUUUCAUAGAUGUAUCAAUCAAAGAUUUUUUUUCUGAAUACCAGAUUCUUGACCCAAUCCCAUAAUUUUUUAAAAUCUAAAACCACGACAUGUGAUAUUAGUAUUUUUCCCGGGUAUUUUUCAAGUGAUCACUUGAACCGCAAACCUCUGAUGUAAUAUUUUUUUUUCAGCUGAACUAACGAACAGUGGUCAAUCAAAGAUGUUUAAUUAAAUUAUGGCUAGGAUUGGCAUUUAAUCAGAUAGUAGUGGUCUAGACGCCCGACGUUCGAGUGGUGAAAGAUUUUCGUAUAGAGCUAGUCAAUCUCAUCAGGUAGGUACGAAACUCCAUCCAUUGUUGGCUUUGUUUUAGACACGUCUUUUGACAAGAAUACAUACGAUUUGCUCUAGUUUUUUUUUUGUCAAUUCGAUUUGCUCUAGUUAAAGAACAAGAACUUGGCAAUUUUGUCUCCAUACUUGUUACCGCUCAAGUCAAGUUCGUUGGGCCCUUGGGGCCUUUUCGUUAACAAGAUUCAUGUUUCCAAUCUGAGUCGUUGAAUCUAUGAACUCAAUACCAGCCCAAUACCAACCCAAUACAUGGCUUGCAUCAAUGUCGCCUGGUGCAUGAGAUAGCUAGUGAAUUCCUUUCCCAUUUUCUCCCAUUCGGAAUAUUAAACUGAACCAACGGUGAAAAGUCUUUAACUUCUUACAUAGUCUAAUUAACUUAUCUAUGAAAACAAAGGAGCACUGACUCGAAACGUAUUAGUUUGGAAGCGUCUGUAUGCCACCUUGAUCUGCUCUUCCUCUGCAUCUCAUCCAACUCUGUACUCAAAAACCAGACAACACAGAACCAAACCCAAGAAUGAUUAUGAAUUGUGUUUCACUCAGAAAUCUUAAUUCAUAUAAGAUAUGUUUAGAUUGGUUUCUUAUAUAAUAUAAAUUCCAUGUACAAUGUAUUCUUGUCUAUCAACAUCUCCGAUUUGAUAAGAACGUUGCUUACCUAGCUAAGUCAACUCUAAAAUAGAAAUGUAAGAAACAGUGUGGUGCAUUCAGUGGGAUUUUUGGUAUUACCAUUCAAAAAUGAGCAUUGAUAUAUAUUGAGCAUUGACCAUUCAAAAUAUAUUUGAUAUAUUUGGUACCAUCAACUGGAAUCUUAUUACCGGCCGUUUUCACUUCCCUAAUCAGAGAAUCCAGUACCAAUUCAUCAACCCCAGAACAAGAUCCGGCCCGAUGAAGAUCUUAUCUUCUUGAGUCUUGAUAAAGUCAAAUUAACACUAGCUCUGCCAAACCAGUCCCUUAGGUUACAUUAGACAGAGCAGUUAACCUUUCAUAGGCAUAGAUAGGCGGUGGAGAAAUCAACCAAAAACUAUUACUAACGUACUACUUGCGAAUUAAUAGCACGAUGACAGAUUCGUCACUGCACGAAAGCAUGGCGCCUAUCUUAAAGUCGUCCAUGAUCUUGCAAAAGAUUUCGAAUUCUUAAAAUUAAUCAACAUAUAUUCUAAGGAAAAAAACAUAUUGCAUAUUAUCGAUUUAUCAAUGAAGAAUGGUUAAUUAACAUCUGUUUCAUAAUUUCCUAUCCUAGUUCUAUACCUCAUGCAACGAACUUUGAAAUCUCUGUCUAAUCACUAAAAUUGUGUAACUAUGACGUGGUCAAGAUCUUUAAUUUGUUGAGUCUUCACAAAGUAAAAUUAACCAAGGCCCGCCCAUGUGAACGAUAUAGCAUUAGCUCAAAGCCAACAAAGCCGCUUGGGUUACACUAGAUAGAGGCUAGCUAACCUACUAGCAUUUCACUAUAAAUAGAGGUCAAUCUUACUCUUAUUUCUUUACACUUCACAAAAAUUAAUCGAAAACAGUUUUCUAGUAGUCAUGAUUAAGUUUGUUUCCAUCAUCACCCUUCUCUUUGCUGCUCUCGUUCUCUUUGCUGCUUUUGAAUCACCAACAAUGGUGGACGCGCAGAAGUUGUGCCAGAAGCCUAGUGCGACGUGGUACGGAUUAUGUGGAAAUAGUAAUAAUUGCAAGAACCAGUGCAUCAACCUUGAGGGAGCACGACAUGGAUCUUGUAACUAUAUUUUUCCAUAUCACAGGUGUAUCUGCUAUAUCCCAUGUUAAUCUACCAAAACUCUGUAGUGCUUGUGUGUUUAUUUACAUUCAAUAAGUCGUGUCACUCUCUGAGUGCCCUUAUGACAUGUACCAAGUAUGUUAAUGUAUGUUUUCUGUGAUACUAUAAAGUUUUAUGUACUACGUACUACCGUUUCUUUUAGCAUAUUUAUGUGUCUGCAACACACCCACACUAUUGGACAUAAAGAUUGAGAACAUCAUUUUCUAGUAAUAAUAAUAACAAAGAGUGCACAGCUAAGGAUGAGGUAUGUUGAGGAUGCAGUAAAAACAUAUAAAGUUUCGAACAAAAACGAAAA
Brassica rapa (field mustard) is the source of this 2539-nucleotide messenger RNA. Its product is annotated as defensin-like protein 4. Gene Ontology annotation, biological process: defense response. The record is from RefSeq and is a predicted model, not a curated record. NCBI's taxonomy places the organism in Eukaryota, Viridiplantae, Streptophyta, Magnoliopsida, Brassicales, Brassicaceae.